Messenger RNA from Hibiscus syriacus, 1589 nucleotides. RefSeq names its product root phototropism protein 3-like. Lineage: Eukaryota; Viridiplantae; Streptophyta; Magnoliopsida; Malvales; Malvaceae. The transcript is spliced from 2 exons. The coding region runs from base 170 to 1444 and encodes 424 amino acids. The record is from RefSeq and is a predicted model, not a curated record.
UCAUACCAAAAUGAAAUCAAUCCUCAAUCUCAUGCCCCUCAAGUUUCGCUUUUUUACCUUUUGGUCCCCCGAAAAACCAUUAUCUAGUCCCCCAGAAACCAACUUGUCCAGUUGAAGCACAGCAUAGAACUGUUUCCUCUUAAUUCACUCUUCUGUUUUAAGGCUGAGGAUGAGUAAGCUAGCCUUACAGGAAUCAUCCGUCACUUUCCCGGGAAAGCCGAAUCAAUCGACAGCCGAGUGCUGGUUAGACGACGCAUGUAUCCUUGACAUGGACUACUUUGUGAAGACCAUCUCAGGGAUUAAGUCCAAGGGGGUUCGUCCUGACUUAAUUGGCUCGAUCAUCGUGCAUUAUGCGUCGAAAUGGUUACCUGAUCUAUCCGGCGACGAUGCCAAAAAGGGUACAGCGAGUCUCGAAGUGUCGUCGACAGAGAGUGUGACGGCUUCGUGGAUGAAAAAGAGGUUCUUUGUGGAAACCCUGGUGGGAAUUCUGCCACCCGAGAGGGAUUCCAUCCCAUGCAACUUCCUCCUACGCCUUCUCCGGACGGCCAACAUGGUCGGCGUGGAGCCUUCGUACAGAGCAGAGCUGGAGAAAAGGAUUUCAUGGCAGCUUGACCAAGCUUCCCUGAAAGAGCUCAUGAUUCCUUCGUUUAGUCACACUUGCGGCACACUGUUGGACGUGGAGCUCGUUAUAAGGUUGGUUAAGAGAUUCGCCGCCCUCGACGAAGGCGCUAGAAGCGGCAUUGCGGUGGUUAAAGUAGCUAAGCUUGUGGAUUGCUACUUAGCUGAAGCUGCUUUGGAUGCUAAUCUGAGUUUGGAUGGGUUUAUUGCGCUUGGUGCUGCUCUUCCUAGCCAUGCCCGAGCCAUGGACGAUGGCCUGUAUCGCGCCAUUGAUACUUAUCUCAAAGCACAUCCGGGUGUGUCGAAGCAAGACAGGAAAGUUCUUUGCAGAUUGAUAGACUGUCGGAAACUCACACCAGAAGCGUCCCUACACGCCGCUCAAAACGAACGCCUGCCCGUUCGAGCCGUGAUUCAAGUGCUGUUCUCCGAGCACACCAGGCUCAACCGGCACGUCGACUGGAGCGGAUCGUUCAGCGGAAUGCGGAGUCCGAACAAGGCCGGAGUCGAACCCCCGGUUCGGUGCCCGUCGAAGCGAGAGAUCAACGCGCAACAGAUGGAGAUAAAGAAGCUGAAAGAAGAGGUGGUGAGGGUGCAGAGCCAGUGCGUGGCGAUGCAGAUGCAAAUGGAGAAAUUGAUGGACAAGAAGAAGGGGUUUUUCAGGUGGAGGAAGCUGGGGAUUAUGCCUUCGCUCAAGAGCAGCGUCAGCGUUUUCGAGCGGAUUGAAGAGGACCGGGAGGCCAACUUCGGACGGCAAACGCCGAUCGAUGUCAAACCGAAGCCUGUUCGAGGUAGGGCUGUUUCCAAGUGGAGAAAUUCCAUGUCUUGAAUUUUGCUUAUUUGCAUGGGGAUUUCCUGAUUGAUUUGCAGCUCAAUUUGAUAUGUGUGUAUGUUCAUUUUCUCUGUUUCAUGUUGAUGGACCGUUCGAAUUAAGGUAGGAAAUAAUGUAAUUAACAAUAAUAAGAUUUGUAUCA